CUCCAGCGGCCAGGAGCAGGGCUACUAGCCGAGCUAUUGAGCGAGCUCGCCCAGACACCGGCCGACCGACCUUGCAGCGGUCGCUAGCCGAGCCAUGAGCCGACCUUGCAGCGGACAUUAGCCCAGCCACUGGCCGACCUUGCAGCGCUCCCUAGCCCAGCCACAGCCGAGCUUGCAGAGGCUACCAGCCCAGCCACUGGCCUACCUCGCAGAGCUCACUAGCCCAGCCACUAGCUGAGCUUGCAGAGGCCACUAGCCGAGCUACUAAUCGAGCUUGCAGCGGCUCCUAGCCCAGCCACUGGCCUACCUGGCAGAGCUCAGUAGCCGAGCCUACAGGGUUCACUAGCCCAGCCGCUAGCCGACCUUGCAGCGGACACAAGCCGAGCUAUUAACCGAGCUUGCAGCGGCUACUAGCCCAGCCACUAACCGAGCUUGCAGCGGCUAUUAGCCCAUCCACUGGCCGACCUUGCAGAGGCCACUAGCCGAGCUCGCAGCGGCUCCUAGCCCAUCCACUGGCCGGCCUUGCAGCGGUCACUAGCCCCGCCACUCGCCACCCUCGCUAGCGGAGCCUGCAACGGCGAGUGCUGAGGGUUGGCACCGGAGCCCCGCGAGCCGUCAUGUCGGGACUGUCGGGGGUGUCGUCCAAGAGCCUGGGAAAGGGCAGCGCCCCGCCAGGCCCGGUCCCCGAGGGCCUGAUCCGAGUGUACAGCAUGAGGUUUUGCCCCUACGCCAAGCGGACCCUGCUGGUCCUCAACGCCAAAGGAAUCAAACACGAAGUUGUCAACAUCAACUUGAAGAAUAAGCCUGAAUGGUUCUUUCAGAAGCACCCCCUUGGCCAGGUGCCAGUUCUGGAGACCAGCAAGGGUCAGCUGAUCUAUGAAUCUUCCAUCACCUGCGAGUACCUGGAUGAAGCCUACCCUGAGAAGAAACUGUUCCCAGAUGACCCUUAUGAAAAGGCGUACCAAAAGAUGAUCUUUAACCAGUUCUCUAAGGUACCACCUUUGGCUUUGAAAUGUAUGACCGGAGCCCGGAAUGGGGAAGAUUGCUCUGACCUGAAGGCAGAACUGCGUAAGGAAUUCAGCAUGUUGGAGGAGAUUCUUUCCCGCCGCAAGACACAAUAUUUUAGCGGAGACUCAAUAACCAUGAUUGAUUACCUGCUGUGGACGUGGUUUGAGCGGCUGGAACUCUUCAAGAUCGCCGACUGUGUGGAUCACACCCCGAAUCUCAAGCUCUGGAUCGCAGCCAUGACAGAGAAUCCAUUUGUCAAGGCUAUUUUCACUGACCUGAAAACUUCCCAAGGCUUCAUGGAGCUGUAUCUCAAUAACAGCCCUGAGGCCUGUGACUAUGGGCUGUGAUGGCAGUGGUGGCCAUCCAGGAGAACCCUCCACGUCCCAGCUGAUCUUUCCUAGUACGUCAGACAGCGGCAGGAUUGAAACACUGUCGGUGCUCUCCUCCAGCCUUUUCUGUGAAAUUUGUCUUAAUAAACUUGUAAAGAUCUUCUCAAA
Ornithorhynchus anatinus (platypus) is the source of this 1505-nucleotide messenger RNA. RefSeq names its product glutathione S-transferase omega 1 (gene GSTO1). Gene Ontology annotation, cellular component: cytoplasm. Bases 618 to 1355 code for a protein of 245 amino acids. Gene Ontology annotation, biological process: glutathione metabolic process. NCBI's taxonomy places the organism in Eukaryota, Metazoa, Chordata, Mammalia, Monotremata, Ornithorhynchidae. The transcript is spliced from 6 exons. The record is from RefSeq and is a predicted model, not a curated record. Gene Ontology annotation, molecular function: glutathione transferase activity; glutathione dehydrogenase (ascorbate) activity.